Molecule: messenger RNA, 657 nt
Organism: Staurois parvus
Lineage: Eukaryota; Metazoa; Chordata; Amphibia; Anura; Ranidae
Source: the annotation of a GenBank genome assembly
UUGUAUGGUAAUAACCUGACAGACAGUUCCUCCAUCCACCUGGCAUCGGGAAUAAGAAGUAACCAGACCCUGAGGACACUGGACCUGUCUGGGAACCAUCUGGAGGGUCCUCAUUUCAGGGAUCUGAUGGUGGCUCUAACCACAAGCCGGAUAGAGGAAUUACAUUUCCAUGGCAGUAGACUGACAGACAGUUCCUGCCCCGACCUGGCAUCAGGAAUAAGAGAUAACCAGACACUGAGGACACUGGACCUGUCUGGGAACCAUCUGGAGGGUCCUCAUUUCAGGGAUCUGAUGGCGGCUCUGACCACAAGCCGGAUAGAGGAAUUACUUUUGAAUGAUAAUAACCUGACAGACAGUUCCUGCCCUGACCUGGCAUUGGGAAUAAGAGACAACCGGACACUGAGGAGACUUCAUCUCUGUAGAAACCAUCUGGAGGGUCCUCAUUUCAGUCACCUGAUGACAGCUCUGACCACAAGCCGGAUAGAGGAACUAUUUUUGAAUUGCAAUAACUUGGUAAGCAGUUCCUGCCCCCACCUGGCAUUGGGAAUACGAAAUAACCGGACGCUGAGAAGAUUUGACCUGUCCUAUAACAAUCUGGAGGGUCCUCAUUUCAGGGACCUGAUGGAGGCUCUGACCACAAGCCAGAUAGAGGAAUUA